Molecule: messenger RNA, 897 nt
Organism: Candida tropicalis MYA-3404
Lineage: Eukaryota; Fungi; Ascomycota; Pichiomycetes; Serinales; Debaryomycetaceae
Exons: 1
Coding region: 1-897 (298 amino acids)
Source: RefSeq, a predicted model, not a curated record
AUGUGGAAGUCUCUUUUUGGAUGGGAUAAUGAUGAUUCUAAACUUGUCAAUCAACCAACUAUAGAUUAUAAUAUCACAUCUACAAGAACAACAAAACAAAAUCGCAAUAACAAUAUUAAGACUAUUCCCAAGACAUACGGCACAGUGAUUGAUUAUACAUCAGAUGAUGAUGAUGAGGCAGAGAAUGAAUUAGAUAGAGAUAUACGAUAUAAUACCAAUAUGAUUAAUGAAUGGUCUAGCAAUAUCAAACCUAUCAACGAAAAUCUUACAUUACCCAAUGAAUACCCCGGAAAAUUUCCAAAUCGUCCUCAUUCAGCACCAACCAUUACUAAGACUGAGCCAAUUAGAAAUUAUAAAAUCGAUAAGAAACUAGAGGCGUUGCAACGAGAAAUAGAUGCAGAAAUAGAAUCAGAUAAGAAUUCAAAUAUUGUUCAGAAUAUAAACAAACUACAUUCCAGAAUUCUCCAACAAACUUCGGUGCUAAGCAAUUUGAAUGAUCUUGUUGAUAUUUAUCAAGAUAAUGAAGAAAUGUUGAAUUUUAGUAAUGACGAAAAGUAUAAUCAACUUAAAAAGGAUUAUCUUGUUGAACUAAACAGGGUACUGAAACUAUACGAAGCUUAUUAUUUAUUAUUCAACAGAUACUUGGAAUUAAAGAGACUAAACAAAAAGAAUAACAAAGGUAAAACAAGUGCUGUUCCUGUUAAAGAGAAGUUGAAAUUAAUAAAGAGUAAAACUACAGAUGUAUCCAUCAAAAACAUUUGUGAGAAUGUUAUCAAUGACGUCAAGAAAAUGGAAAUUGAUUUUGAAAAUCAGAAAAACCAACUCAUUGAGAAACAUGAUUUUGAAGUUGAAGAAUUAAAGAAACGUAUCGAAGAGCUAGAGAGUGGUCUUAAGUGA